This is a messenger RNA of Papilio polytes (common Mormon), 2822 nucleotides long. RefSeq lists its product as uncharacterized. The transcript has 7 exons. Gene Ontology annotation, cellular component: nucleus; cytoplasm. Gene Ontology annotation, molecular function: ornithine decarboxylase inhibitor activity. Lineage: Eukaryota; Metazoa; Arthropoda; Insecta; Lepidoptera; Papilionidae. The coding region runs from base 158 to 1018 and encodes 286 amino acids. The record is from RefSeq and is a predicted model, not a curated record. Gene Ontology annotation, biological process: positive regulation of protein catabolic process.
AUUGACAACUUUGAACAAGUUUGAGCAGCCAAGACACGACUUGUCUUAAUUCGUCACCGUGUUGUGAAACGCUUUGCUUGUGCAAUUUGCCAAACUUACGGUUUUGACCGUGUUUUGUUUUCAAAGUUCAAACAAGGCUUAACUACGAUUUGCCAAUAUGACGAAGUUAAUACAGCAGUUAAACUUUAGUAGUAGUAAUUACUUUGACCUUGCUGGUAUUGAGCCUAACGCCAUUAAAGGAAAGAUUAAUUAUGGCGACUGCGCGUCCCUGAGCGUUGCAGGCAGCAAGCGCUCGGCUUUGUCGGCUUCCGACGCCGAGUGUUUUUCGCUGUGCCUGGGCGCCGGGCCUCUGUGUAGCAAUGUAGUCAAUAAUGUGUAUGGUAUAGGUGGUCCUGAUGUCCCUGCUCAUGGCUCGGCACCGCCCGGAGGGGUGAGCAGCGGGGCUUCGAGCCCCGCAACCCCAUCCACCCCCACUCACGACGACAACAACCCGUUUAAAUGGUCUGUAACGUCAGGUGACUUGUUGAGCGCCUUGCUAUGGGCCAGCGCGAGCUCGCUGGCGGGCAGCGCGGAGAGCCUGGCCGAGCCCGGCUCCCACGCCCCGCACGCGCACCCCGCACACCCCGCGCUGCAGCCGGAGCGACGUGAAGCGGUAAUAAGCAAGAUACUGGAACGUAAAGAUCGGCAACCAGUGAAGAUUGAGUUCAAAAUUUUCCUGACGGAAAACACUGUCACUCGCUGGGAAGCUGUGGUGCAAGGCAACACCAUCUACUUACGUAUGCCGGCGGUGCUGCAGUCUGGUAGUAAGGAGAGCUUCAUGCUGCUCCUGGACUUCGCAGAGGAAAGACUCGGCUGCAAUAAUUGCAUCAUCUGCGUGCUGAAGUCUCGUCCGGACAGAGCCACAGUUCUCCGCACUUUCAUGUUCAUGGGCUUCCAGCUGCUCGCCCCCACCUCGCCGCUGAUGCCGCAGGAGAUCAACAACCCCGACUACGUCUUCCUGCACUACAACAUGCAAUAAACUCCCCUCCCACGCUGCACCUGCUCCCCACAAGUAAAUACCACUGAUCUGUUUAAAUGGAUAGCCGAUUAUUUGUAAGUCCACCACUAUUGUUAGUUUGGCAACUUCUCACUGCGAGUAUCAGCGCCAAAAUCAAACAAACAAAAUAUCAGUUUAUAACCUAUCCAUUUAUAGAGGUUAUGGUAAAUUCACUUCAUCAUAGAGUAGUUAGCGGCAGUUUAAUCUUUGACAAGUGACAGCAAGUAUUAACCAUAGAGUAGUUAUGUUGAAUUUAAUUGUGAUUGACAAACUUUUUGAUCAAAUAUUUGAUGUUACAACUUUAAAUUGAAGGGGAUAAAGGCAAAUAUGCUUCAGUCCAAUUUUUUAAACUAGUCAUACCAAAUUGUUGCUUGUUUAAGCUAUAAUUUGGUAUGGCUCGUUUAAAAAAUAAAAUUUAAGACAAGCGUUUUUUCUUUUAUACGUCCUACAUACCUAAUAACUUUAAAUGAAGUGAUAUUAGUAUUAUUCAAAUCAAAUGUUUGACAAACGAGUUGGAUCUGUCUGUAUUUCCUAAUGGUAUUACAAUUUAUUCAGUAUUCGAGUGUUACAAGUUAGAAGCUGUCACGGCCGUGGGGGAAUUUUAAUGGGCACUUUUAAUUAUAAAGUAUUGCUUCGCGCUUGCUUAGUGGUUUCGGUAAAGUUUCAACAAGUCUCCUAGCGUUUAGAUUUUUAGUAUGUAUACCUAUUAUGUAGAUUUAUCGCUUUAUUGAUUUCCUUUAAAGGCGUUGAGAUAGAUGUUUAUCACGGUUAGAUCACCAUUAUCGUAGUUUGCUUUUUAUAGAAUAACAACUCUUUGUCUUAGAGGAAUCAAAAAGCUUUUUAGUUUUAGUUUAUUUUCUACAAUUUCAGCUUUGAAUCGCUUUUGACCUAUACGUUAAAAUCAAAACUGUUUUGUAGAAACUUAAUUUUAAUCUUUAUUAUAUAUAACGCAAUAUAUGUCGUCGUGUAUUAUCACCCACUCCGGGGUAGAGCCAAAAUAUGAAACACAAAAAAAAAUUAAAAAUAAAAAAAUCCAAAAAAAGAACAGUUUGUUAUAUUUCGAUCUCCACUUUUAUUCUCUGCUUGUGUACGUACACACAUUACUUAUGAAAAUAUGAAAUAAAUACAAAUGUCUUAAACCUAUAAUCUAAAACAAAAAUAAGCAAGGACUUUUAACCUCAGUGGCCAUAUUAUACCAUUAUUAAUCUAUGAUGAAAUGGUUCUAAAACUUUUGAGGUUAAGGAAUAUUUUAUAAAAUCAAAUAAUGUUUAAAGUGUGUGCGUACUAACCCUCUUUUUCCCACAUUACAAAAUUCCGUUUAAAAUACACAUUUUUUAAUGCUUAUACAUUAACGAAUUGUAUCUUUUAUAUUUCAUCGUUAGUGCAUAAGCGCCUAAAUUGACUUCUAAUUAAAAAAAAAUAGCAUCUAAGAGGUUUCAUGUUUUCCUUAAUUUAGUAUUCUACAAGCCAUUCUAAUUAAUGCCAUCGUACAAAAAAAUUAAUAUAGACAGGUCGAUCACAAGCAAAAUAAAAUCGGCCAUUUUGAACAUCUAACAUCACAAGUGUUGCCACAGUUAAAAAGUGCAAAAAUGGCAUAAAUUCGAAUGUAUUUUCAAUUAUUAGUGUGAGCAAUUCCGCUCUUUUAGCAUUUAGGAGUUACAGCGCUCUAAUUUUCUUUGAUUCAGUAUUCUUUUACAGAGUAUUAUAACCUUUUUGACUUCUACAGGGCGCUGUUUCUAGUAUAAGUUUACUUUAAUUGAAAACCAAUUAAAAUACAUCUUAACCA